This is a messenger RNA of Lizanozyma spartinae, 855 nucleotides long. RefSeq lists its product as uncharacterized. Gene Ontology annotation, cellular component: cytoplasm. The transcript has 2 exons. NCBI's taxonomy places the organism in Eukaryota, Fungi, Ascomycota, Pichiomycetes, Serinales, Debaryomycetaceae. Bases 1 to 855 code for a protein of 284 amino acids. Gene Ontology annotation, biological process: regulation of translational initiation. The record is from RefSeq and is a predicted model, not a curated record.
AUGGCAGAGCAACUUUAUGAAUGCAUUAUUCCUGAACAUGAGAAUUUGGUGAUUCAAUUAAGUUUCCCUGUUGAAUAUCCAGACCUGAAACCAUGGUGUGUUCAGGCAGUUAGUCAUAAUCAAGCAAAAUACCUGGAUGCUUUAUACAUUGAGAGGAAUGUUAAUGAAGUUAUUGAUAGGCUUUUCGUACCUGGAAUGGUAGUAUUGUACGAACUAUUUGAGGAAUUGCAAGUAUUUUUAGAGAAGUAUAAUGUUGAGGAGGUGUACCAAAGCAAAGAAACCAGUCCUCAAAUACCAGAACUGAACGAUAGAACAAGUGAAAUAGAUGCUCAAGCAAGCAAAUUAUCUAAACAUAUGGAGAUAUUGACCACUGAAGUAUAUGAACCUACAGCAUUGUGGAUCAAAUCCGAACCCAUUCUAGAUAGAGGAUCUACUUUUAUAGCAUUUGCCAGAGAGGUAAAUUCCGUCGAGGAAGCAAAGGAAUAUCUUGAUGAUUUAGUAACAGAUAAAAAGAUUUCAAGAGCUGCUCAUAAUAUCUCCAGUUGGAGAAUCAAGGGGGAGAAUGGUGUACAAUAUCAGGAUUGUGAUGAUGAUGGUGAAACGGCUGCUGGAGGUCGUCUUUUACAUUUAUUAACGGUGCGUAUCAUUUAUUCAAGCUUGCUAUGUGAGAUGAUGAAUGCUUGGAACUUGAUUGUUGUAGUCAGCAGAUGGUUUGGAGGUAUUCAUAUUGGACCUGAUAGAUUCAAACAUAUUAACUCUUGUGCUCGUGAAGCAGUAUUGAAAGGAUCUUUCACCAGUGAUUCUGCCCUUAAGAUAAAUACCGAAGCUACAGGGAAGCUCAAAAAGAAAAAAUAA